CUCGCGAGAGCUGCGCCAGUUCCGCAUUUCGGAGCAGGGGGCUCAGGCGAGGGUGGGCGGCUCCGGCAUCCGUCAGAGCAUCCGUGUGUCCGUCCGUGAGGUCCGGGGCCCCGUCGCCCCCUCCUCCCCGGGGAGUCUCCUGCUGUUUGCCCGCACUGCGUCCCCCGCCCUGCCCCAAAGACGAGAUGAGCUUCCUCUUCAGCAGCCGGUCCUCCAAGACCUUCAAGCCCAAGAAGAACAUCCCGGAAGGUUCCCAUCAGUACGAGCUCCUGAAGCAUGCCGAGGCCACGCUGGGCAGCGGGAACCUGCGGCAGGCCGUCAUGCUGCCCGAAGGCGAAGACCUCAACGAGUGGAUUGCCGUCAACACCGUGGAUUUCUUUAACCAGAUCAACAUGCUGUAUGGGACGAUCACCGAAUUUUGCACAGAAGCGAGCUGCCCUGUGAUGUCUGCAGGCCCCAGAUACGAGUACCACUGGGCCGACGGCACCAACAUCAAGAAGCCGGUCAAGUGCUCUGCUCCCAAGUACAUCGACUACCUGAUGACGUGGGUCCAGGACCAGCUGGAUGAUGAGACGCUUUUCCCCUCCAAGAUUGGGGUCCCGUUCCCCAAGAACUUCAUGUCGGUGGCCAAGACCAUCCUGAAGCGCCUGUUCCGGGUCUACGCACACAUCUACUACCAGCACUUUGAUGCCGUGAUGCAGCUCCAGGAGGAGGCGCACCUCAACACCUCCUUCAAGCACUUCAUCUUCUUCGUGCAGGAGUUCAACCUGAUUGACCGCCGGGAGCUGGCCCCUCUUCAGGAGCUCAUCGAGAAGCUCGGCUCCAAGGACAGAUAGACGCCCCAGGAUGACGGCCAGCCUGACCCAGCCCCGGUCACAGCCCUGAUGUCAGGGCAGCUUCCUCUGCUACUGCCAUGCCUUCCCCUCAUUCAGUCAGGGUGCCUCGGUGGGACCGGAACCCCUUAGUCUUGCCUGGAGCCAGACUGGCCAAAGCCUUUGCACCCCUUGCCUCGGGGGCCCCCAGCCCCUGCUCCUGCAUCCUGGGUCAUUAAUAGCAGUUAUUUCUUCUAACAGGCCCCGUCGACUGGUACUUGUUCCCUGGUGGGGGUGGGGGGCCCCUCGCCCCUCCUAGCACCCUUCAUUGGCUUUUACUUCUAAGCAGAGAUUGGGAUUGGGGUCCAC
This is a messenger RNA of Gracilinanus agilis (Agile Gracile Mouse Opossum), 1181 nucleotides long. RefSeq names its product MOB kinase activator 1A (gene MOB1A). Gene Ontology annotation, cellular component: nucleus; cytoplasm. Gene Ontology annotation, molecular function: protein kinase activator activity. Bases 186 to 836 code for a protein of 216 amino acids. NCBI's taxonomy places the organism in Eukaryota, Metazoa, Chordata, Mammalia, Didelphimorphia, Didelphidae. Gene Ontology annotation, biological process: hippo signaling; positive regulation of protein phosphorylation. The transcript is spliced from 6 exons. The record is from RefSeq and is a predicted model, not a curated record.